This is a messenger RNA of Sebastes umbrosus (honeycomb rockfish), 2619 nucleotides long. RefSeq names its product transglutaminase 2, like (gene tgm2l). Gene Ontology annotation, biological process: peptide cross-linking. The transcript is spliced from 15 exons. Bases 74 to 2140 code for a protein of 688 amino acids. Gene Ontology annotation, molecular function: protein-glutamine gamma-glutamyltransferase activity. Lineage: Eukaryota; Metazoa; Chordata; Actinopteri; Perciformes; Sebastidae. The record is from RefSeq and is a predicted model, not a curated record.
GAAAAGAAGAGUGUAAAGACACUUGAUUACACUUGGAGCAACAUUUUAAUAGACUUGAAUAGAAAGAUCUGCUAUGGCCAACCACAAGGGUUUGAUUAUUGAUGUGGAUCCGAGAAGUCAUGAAAACAACUUGGCUCACCGCACCAGGGAGAUUGAUAGGGAGCGCCUGAUUGUCCGCAGGGGUCAACCCUUCUCCAUAACUGUGCAGUGCUCUGGGUCUCUGCCCCCCAAACACCACCUGGAACUGGUCCUGCACCUUGGUAAGAGAGACGAGGUGGUGAUCAAGGUUCAGAAGGAGCGUGGGGACGGAGACAAGUGGUGGUUUAACCAGCAGCGAGCGCAGGAUGAAAUGCUGUUGACUGUGCACAGUCCAUCGGACGCCCUCAUUGGCCAGUACCGUCUGGCCGUGUUGAUGAUGUCACCUGACGGACGCAUUUUAGAGAAGACCGACAAAAUUAGGUUCCACCUGCUCUUUAACCCGUGGUGCAAAGAUGAUGUGGUGUACCUCCCCGAUGAGAGUCUGCUCGAGGAGUAUGUUAUGAAUGAAGAUGGACUCAUUUAUAUGGGGGCCUCGGAUUACAUCAAUAGUAUUCCCUGGAAUUAUGGACAGUUUGAGGACUUUGUGAUGGAUAUCUGUUUUGAAGUCCUGGACAACUCCAAGGAGGCCCUGAAAAACUCUGAGACAGACAUUGAGCAGAGAUGUGACCCCGUCUAUGUCAGCAGGAUAAUCACUGCGAUGGUGAACUCUCAAGGUGACAGGGGUGUGUUGACCGGUCGCUGGCACGAGCCGUACACUGAUGGAGUCUCACCGCAAAAAUGGACCGGCAGCGUGCCGAUCCUCCAACAGUGGAGCAAGGCCGGGGUGAGGGCGGUCAAAUAUGGCCAGUGCUGGGUGUUUGCUGCCGUCGCUUGCACAGUGCUGCGCUGUCUGGGAAUCCCAACACGCCUCAUCACCAACUUCUCUUCAGCCCAUGAUGUCGAUGGAAACCUCUCUCUAGACUUCCUGCUGAAUGAAAAACUGGAGAGGAUAGAGCAAAACAAUAACGACAGCUCCUGGAACUUCCACUGUUGGGUCGAGUCCUGGAUGAGGAGAGAUGAUCUCCCCAAAGGAAAUGAUGGCUGGCAGGUUUUGGACCCCACCCCUCAAGAACUGAGUGAUGGUGAGUAUUGCUGUGGUCCGUGUCCGGUGACGGCCAUCAAGGAGGGAAAUCUGGGAGUAAAGUAUGACACUCCAUUUAUAUUCGCUGAGGUGAACGCUGAUAUCAUCCACUGGAUUGUCCAACGAGAUGGCCAACGGCGCAAGAUCAGAGUGGACCAGGCGACUGUGGGGAGGAACAUUAGCACCAAAAGUGUUUACGGCAACCAAAGAGAAGAUGUCACUUGGCACUACAAAUAUCCUGAGGGCUCCAAGAAGGAGAGAGAGGUGUACGAGAAGGCGGGACGCCGGGUCACAGAGCCAACCAAUGGGAGCGUAGAACCAACACAACUGGAGAUUUCAAUCAAGCAUGCUAAACCUGUAUUUGGGACAGACUUUGAUGUGAUUGUUGAGGUGAAGAAUGAAGGAGGCAGAGACGCUCAUGCUCAGCUGACCGUACUGGUCACGGCUGUAACUUACAACAGUCUCCACCGAGGGGAGUGCCAGAGACAAGCAAUCAGUUUGAGAGUGCCAGCUUAUGAAGCCCACAAGGAAGUGCUGCGUCUGCACUAUGACGACUAUGCCAAGUGUGCCUCUGAUCAUCAUCUGAUCAGGGUGAGAGCCUUCUUAGAGGCUUCAGGGGAGAGCGAACCCAUCAUGACCGAGGCCAACAUCCCACUGAGCAUGCCUGAACUCCUCGUACAGGUGCCUGGGAAGGCUGUUUUAUGGGAAGAAGUAACAGCCUACAUCUCCUUCACCAACCCUCUACCGGUUCAUCUGAAGGGUGGCGUGUUCACUGUAGAGGGAGCCGGCCUACUGUCGGCCACUGAGGUCCAUGUUAAGGGUGAUAUAGCUCCAGGCCAGAAGGUGUCUGUCAAGCUCUCGUUCUCACCCGUGCGGACCGGGACCAAGAAGCUCCUGGUGGACUUUGACUCUGACAGACUGAAGGACGUGAAGGGAGUCGCCACUGUGCUUGUCCGCAAGAGGUACAGCCGACAUUAUUAAAAACCUUUGAGCUGACUGAAAGUGACACAUCUUGUAUUGUGAGAUGGAUGACUGUGACCUUAUCCACAAAGAAAUAGUGGUGUUUAAUUACCUUAAAGCCACUAUGUGUCAGAUUUGAAUAUUUUUGACUUUGCAUUAUCCUUGGCACUAGAUGCCCACAUGAAAAAGCACAGAAAGACGGCCUUAAGAUGGCAAAUAAUGUAAACACAGAAGUGAUUUUUUACUUUUCGUUUAUGUUCCUCCUCUGUACUAUUUAAUUUCUGACUGAAUCACCAAAUUUAAGAAGUUUCCUUAUAUCUUUGUUACCUGGUCCAAAUCACCACGGAUUUCUAAUCCCUGAUAAUGAAAUGAAAUGAAAACCAUCAGGGCCUUCAGUCCUGAGGUGCAGGGUUAAAAACAUUAUGCUAUAUGCUUUGUUAUAUAUAUUUGUUGAAAAGUGAAUGUGAUUUCACAAAAUCUGUUGUUGUAUGUUUUGUUUG